UCGCCGCCUCCCCUGCAGCAUCUCUUGGGCAGCUACCAGUGCAGCCGGGAAGAUGACCACCUCUCUCACGGGGAAACGGGAAUGCCGGUCCCUCCCUUCGGCUGCGCCUUUUCUGCAGCCCCGAGUUUGGAGCACGUACUGGCAGUUGCAAAUGAGGAAGGAUUUGUUAGACUCUAUGAUACUGAAGCUCAAACUACCAGCAAACUCAUCUUUAAGGAAUGGCAGGCUCACUCAAAUGCUGUAUUUGACCUUGCCUGGGUACCAGGGGAACACAGAAUUGUCACUGCUUCAGGAGAUCAGACAGCCAAGGUGUGGGAUGUGAGAACCGGCGAGCUUCUUGGCGUAUGCAAAGGUCACCAGUGUAGCCUCAAGUCAGUUGCUUUUUCUAGGUUUGAGAAAGCUGUCUUCUGUACUGGAGGCAGAGAUGGAAACAUCAUGGUUUGGGAUACCAGAUGCAACAAGAAAGAUGGAUUUUAUAGGCAGGUGAAUCAAAUCAGUGGCGCACACAACGUGGUUGACAAGCAGACUCCUUCCAAACCAAAGAAGAGGCAGAACCUAAGAGGACUUGCUCCCUUGGUGGAUUUCCAGCAGAGUGUAACUGUGGUGGUGCUUCAGGAUGAGCAUACUCUUAUCUCUGCAGGAGCUGUUGAUGGUGUGAUUAAAGUAUGGGACUUGCGCAAGAACUAUGCUGCUUACCGUCAGGACCCGGUGCCUUUCAAGUGUUUUUGCUAUCCUGGGACCAGUACUCGCAAACUUGGAUAUUCUAGCCUAGUUUUGGAUUCCACUGGUGCUAAUCUGUUUGCUAACUGCACUGAUGACAAUAUCUACAUGUUCAAUAUGACGAGUUUAAGGACCACUCCAGUGGGAUUUUAUUUUCUUUUUUUUUUCUUCUCACAGUGGCGGGUUUUCGCGGGGGCCAAAAACUCCAUCAAACCCAGCCCCAGCCCAGACGACCAGUUCUUGGUCAGUGGCUCGAGUGACUGCAACGCGUACAUCUGGAAGGUUUCUGAGCCCAGUCUUCCUCCAUGGAUACUCUUUGGUCACUCUCAAGAAGUUACCUCGAUUGCUUGGUGUCCUUCAGACUUCACUAAGAUUGCCACGUGCUCUGAUGACAACACUGUGAGGAUUUGGCGCUUACGACGUUGUCCUGAGGAGGAGAAAUCAGAGUUCAGCAAAAUCAACUUGGUGGGCUGGGUCACUCAGAAGAAACCAGAAGAACGACGUGGAGCGGGACUGCCAGCCAGCCCACAGAGUACUCCUGCCAAGGCCUUCACAGUGGGCAGCCCAUGCAUUUCCUCGCCACAGCCAGCUGCCUGUGCUCCCAGUUAUUCUGGAGACCUUCCUCUUUCCACAAACACUCCGACGGGCACUCUCAAAAGCCAGACGGCUGCAGCCUGCACCCCAGCCAAGCGGAGUGGAGCCAGCCCAUGCGCUUCUCCCAAACUGAUCCCUUCCUCCAAAAUGUCCAUUAAACAUUGGGUUACUAGGACUCUGUGCUCUUCCCCUCCAGAAGUGGGGAAAAAGGUUCCUUCUCCUAGAAAAGCCCUGGCAGAAGUCACACAAGGUCUCCUGGAAGUCGCUUGCCCUCCUAAAGCCCCACACUCGCAGUUUGAAAAGCGGGCCAAGAGAAGGCUUGAGUGCAGCAAGGAGGACAAUGCAGGGCAGAAGUGUCUGCAAGCCUGUAGCUGUGUGACUGAACUGGACCAUACGGCUAAGAAAUCAAAGCUGAAUUUAUGUCAUUUGGCUGCAGACCAAAAAGCUUGUGAUGAAGGCUCUCUCAGCCUAGCUGACUUGGAUAACGACUGCGAAGGCUCCAGCUGCAGCCCAAAAGAGCCUUGUUUUCCUGGAAACCGUAUCAAUCCAUCGGGCAUUCAAACUCCCCCCCGUCUUUUCCGAUCUCCUUGUGGGAAGGACGCUGAGAUAGUAGAUAAAGAGAAUAGUUCACCUGAAAGAAAAAACUGGCUGUCUGCUCUGGGAGAGAAGCUCCGGACUGGCAGAGCUGGCAGCCAGAGUGUAUCAAACAGCGCACCGUCGUCCUGCAGUCCCGGUACCAAACGACAAGAGGCUGUGGCAGUGGCCACGUCGCCGAAAACUGCUGCAACCACUUCAGUUGCCAUGAGGAAGAUCUGCACGUACUUCCACAGAAAGCCACAGAAUGACUGA
Messenger RNA from Opisthocomus hoazin, 2163 nucleotides. The record is from RefSeq and is a predicted model, not a curated record. Lineage: Eukaryota; Metazoa; Chordata; Aves; Opisthocomiformes; Opisthocomidae.